Molecule: messenger RNA, 1115 nt
Organism: Musca domestica (house fly)
Lineage: Eukaryota; Metazoa; Arthropoda; Insecta; Diptera; Muscidae
Product: ficolin-2-like
Exons: 3
Coding region: 213-1037 (274 amino acids)
Source: RefSeq, a predicted model, not a curated record
AAGCUGAGAAACACAAUUAUCGUAACGUUAUCUUGUGCAAAACAAUUUUUAUUCCACAUUUGAGUAACGAAAAUAAGCGAACCGGUGGGUUAAACCGGGGAACUGUUUCAUGUCGUCGAGAAGCAAGAAUAAAGAACCAGCUGCAAUCUCUUAAUACUCUUUCAUUUUCUAAAACAUUGCACGAAAGUAAACCAAACGGACCGGACGCAAAUAUGGGAAUCUCAACAAAGACACAAGUAAUCGCAAUUUCUUUAAUAUUUUUAAAUAUUUUGAAUGGAAUUCAAAUGGAAGAGCUGGAACAAUCACAAAAAAAUGAAACGUUGAUCCUCUUUGAUAUUCAUGGAAAACUAAAUGAGCUGGAACAAAGUUUCCUGCACACCCACAAAAGAUUAGAGGAAACUCAAAAGAAUUUAACGGAAUGUUUAAAUGAAAAUCCUCAAAUUAGCGGAAUUCUAGAGAAAAUACAAAAACUGGAGUCGAGUGUUAAAGCGAUUCGAGAGAAUACCAAAAAGUCGGGUGAUAUUGUCAUACAGCGGCGCAUGGAUGGUUCGGAGGAUUUCUUUCGCUCGUGGGCAGAGUAUAAACAGGGAUUUGGUAACAGCUCUGGAGAAUUUUUCAUUGGCCUGGAUAAAUUGAACAAACUCACCAAUUCCCGUCCCUAUGAGUUGCUCAUUAUCAUCGAAGAUUGGGAAAACGAUUGUCGCUUUGCGAGGUAUGACCAAUUUAUAAUUGGCAACGAAGCAGAGAAAUAUGUCUUGAAAGAAUUGGGUAAAUAUAGUGGCUCCGCCACAGAUGGUUUGUCCUAUUCAUUGGGUCAGAAGUUCAGUACAAAAGAUCAAGAUAACGAUGAGUCGGGUAAUAGUUGUGCGGUUGAAUAUACUGGGGCUUGGUGGUAUAAGAAAUGUCAUAGAAGCAAUCUUAACGGUCGUUAUCUAAAGGGUACCACAACGCAAUAUGGCAAAGGAGUGGUCUGGCAGCCAUUAAAAGGGGAUUAUUAUUCUAUGAAAUUUGUUGAAAUGAUUUUACGACCCACUUAGGGUUGUCGAAUUUGGAAAGAUGUAUUAUAUUUUUAAUGAAUAUUCAAAUCAGUUUGAAAUACAUCGUAUAAAUAUCAA